AUGGCGGAGGUGAAGAUUACGACCGCUGAGAAUGGGCAUGAAUACAAAGACGAAGCAGCCAACCGACUUGCAAAGAUCUUUCGCGAUGACCCGAUCAUACGCUACAUGCUUUCCUCGCUCGACCCAACCGCCCGCGCAGCCUACAUGCAAGAAUACUUCCACACGCUCCUGAAAGCCGCCGCACUCAGCGCAGGAAUCUUCCAACAAGCCGCCUCCUGGUCCUGCAUCGCCGUCUGGCUCCCGCCGGGCUCCCGCCUCGACGGGCCCCUCACAAUCCUGCGGGCGGGUUUCAUCCCUUGCAUCCUCAAACUCGGGCUCGGAGGCGCGAAGCGGAUGUUGAUGGACUUCCAAGCGCAAGCCGACGCGCUUAAGAAACGGCACCUGAAAGGUGUGAAGAGGUUCUAUUACCUCUUCUUUAUCGGCACUGAGGAGGCGGCGCGGGAACAGGGGCUGGCCGGGAGGGUUAUUGGGCUUUGGCAGGAGCGGGCGGGGAGGGAGGGGUUGCCGAUUUGGUUGGAGGCGACGACGGAGAGGUCCAAGAGGGUUUAUGAGAGGUGUGGGUUUGCGGUUUGUGGGGAGAUUU
Zasmidium cellare ATCC 36951 is the source of this 583-nucleotide messenger RNA. RefSeq lists its product as uncharacterized. The record is from RefSeq and is a predicted model, not a curated record. The transcript is spliced from 3 exons. The annotation marks the transcript as partial. NCBI's taxonomy places the organism in Eukaryota, Fungi, Ascomycota, Dothideomycetes, Mycosphaerellales, Mycosphaerellaceae.